CGCUGAGGUCAGAGGGAGGCGGCCUGUCGCCCAAGAGGAGCGCCUGCGCCGAGCGGGGCGGUAGCGGAGCAGAGCCGGAGCGUGGUCCGAGCCGAGCGGAGCGCAACGCCAGCGCGCGGCGGAGACGCUGACCCCGCCCGGCCCCGCGCCGCCGCGGCAGGCCCGGCAUGGAGGAGGAGUGCCGGGUGCUCUCCAUUCAGAGCCACGUCGUCCGCGGCUACGUGGGCAACCGGGCGGCCACGUUCCCGCUGCAGGUUUUGGGGUUUGAGGUCGACGCAGUGAACUCUGUCCAGUUUUCAAACCACACAGGCUACUCACACUGGAAGGGCCAAGUGCUGAACUCAGAUGAGCUCCACGAGCUGUACGACGGGCUGAAGCUGAACGACGUGAACAAGUAUGACUACGUGCUCACGGGGUACACGCGAGACAAGUCCUUCCUGGCCAUGGUGGUGGACAUCGUGCGGGAGCUGAAGCAGCAGAACUCCAGGCUCGUGUACGUGUGCGACCCCGUGAUGGGAGACAAGUGGAACGGAGAAGGCUCCAUGUACGUCCCUGAGGACCUCCUUCCAGUUUACAGAGAGAAGGUCGUGCCGGUUGCAGACAUCAUCACCCCCAACCAGUUUGAGGCUGAGUUGCUGAGCGGGAGAAAGAUCCACAGUGAGGAAGAAGCCUUAGCGGUGAUGGACGUGCUGCACGCGAUGGGCCCCGACACGGUGGUCAUCACCAGCUCCGACCUGCCGUCCGCGAGGGGCAGCGGCUACUUGAUCGCGCUGGGCAGCCAGAGGACGCGGACCCCCGACGGCUCCGUAGUGACACAGCGCAUCCGCAUGGAGAUGUGCAAGGUGGACGCAGUCUUCGUGGGCACCGGGGACCUCUUUGCCGCCAUGCUGUUGGCGUGGACGCACAAGCACCCCAACAAUCUCAAGGUGGCCUGUGAGAAGACCGUGUCGGCCAUGCACCACGUUCUGCAGCGGACCAUCAAGUGUGCACAAGCCAGGGCUGGGGAAGGACUGAAGCCCAGCCCGGCCCAGCUGGAGCUGAGGAUGGUCCAGAGCAAGAAGGACAUCGAGAACCCGGAGAUCAUCGUCCAAGCCAUGGUGCUGUGAGGGCCGCGCGAACCCACCUCCUUAACGCCCAGCGUUAGGUGUCUCCGUUUCCAUCCUUGUGAAAAAUGUAAUGUCUGCCUUAGAGCUGUGACCGAAACUUGGUAUUUUUUUCUUCUUUCGUGAGUGUCCAGCAUCCACUGAUCUUCGUUGUGAAAAUGUGCUGGUCGUGCUUUUUAAAAAUAACAAAGCGAUCACAGAAAUUUGUAAUUCGGGACCCCAGCUCCCCUCCCACAAGGCUCCUGGAAAACCAGCUCCGUGUUUAUGUCUCGAGGGCCUCCUCUCCGGGCUGGCUUGGGGUACAUGGUGUACCCCCGUCCUUUGUGCAAGACCCAGGGAGGCCCCUGUGUCUGCAUCUCCGAGAGCGAGUCGGGGCUUAGUGUCCACGUCCAGAAAAAUGAUGGCAAAUGUCUUUAUUCUGGGUCCGACCGCACCUUCUGUGUUCCUGCUUCAGAACUUUUUGCCUCUUACUUUGCUGCAGGGUAGGCCCCUGGGGGUUUCAGAUUCUCCCCUUCUGUUCUUGGUGUGGAUGGGCUCCUGCAGCUCACAUGCACAGACGCUGCACAGUCACUUUGGCGGGGACCUUCCCAGGACCCCGAAAACCUGCCCGUCUCGCACGUGUCGGGGGACUGCCUUGUAACUCGGAGCGUCUCUAGGGACCGCCUGGGCGACAGGACAGAAGCUGGUACGCGGCCGAGCGCGCCUGUGGGGAGGUCCCUGUGUCGGGCUCCUUUUGGAGAAGUCGCCCAGUUUAGGGCAGAACGGGUCAGGUGCUGUGUGCUUGCCACCUACAGCUGGUGACAACCGUGUCGUGUCCGUGUGCAGGUACAGAGGGCAGGGGUGGGCUCCUGCCCCACCCCCCGUUGGUGUGCUUAACCCCACCGGCCAGUUAUCUGACCCCCCUCCCCCAUUCCCCCCGCAGCCCCGCAGUCCCGCGUCCUGUGCCAGCCAGGUGCCCGGAAGCGAGAGGCUUCCCGGGGCCGCCGCAGCUCUGCCCCUCCCCACGGCGGGCGGGGGCAGAGCUUCACGGCAGCGGCUGUCACACACCUCGGGCUGGGGCAGCGCCCGCCGUGGCGCAGGCCCUGUCACCAGUCCAGCCGGCCGCUGCGGGGGUGACCUCCCUGGCCCCACUUUACCCAGAAUUUUGAGGACCCCCAGGCAUGGGUGCAGGCGGGGUCGCCCAUCCUCAGCACCCGCCCCGACUCUGGGGGCUGCAGAGGAGCCCACAGUCUGGAGGGGAGCAGGGAGGCUGCAGGAUGUUGGGGCCCGGAUGUGGUCCCUGGGGAAGCAGGCUCUCCUAGGGCAGCCCUUGUCCCCGACCCCCAGCCUCGCCCCCCAGGCAGGCCCUCUCCCAGAGCCUACACCCUCGUCUGGCUGUGCCCGCGUCUCUAGGACUCUCGCCGCCUCAGUACUGCCUUCUGCCUUUGUUGGAAAUGCCCCCGCACGAAGGCUGGCCAGUCUCCACUGGACUCUCUGCACCCUCUUCUUUCCUUUCUUCCCUACUCCACUCACAUUCCAAAUGUCGUCACUCUCAGGCGUUAGUGCCUGUGCGCAGGGUGGGGGGGCCUCAGCUCCCCUCAGCGGCCGGUGGGUCAGGGCAUCUGUGUCCCUGUCAUGUUUCCUGGUCCCUGCAGGGCCCGCUGGCCCAGGAGGAAGGGGAAGCCUGUGGCCUGGUGGGGGACAGCCCCCCAGCAGGGCAGCCCAGGGACCAGCCAUAGUCCCCCAGGGCCCCGGGCCUCUGCAGAGCCUUUCAUGGAAAAUACUGUCACUGCCAAACAGAGCUGGGGAGACGGCCACACCGCCAGCCAGCGGGAAAUCUCCAUUUUCUUCUCUUUCCUUGCUCUUGUUUUUAAACCUUGGAGAACAAGUGUAAGACCAGGGAAGGAGCCAGAGGAUCUCCUCUCUUCAGUGAGACGGUGAAGACGCGCCCUGCAGCCAUGGUGCUGGGGGUCGUGGCUUGUUCUGUGUGCACCGUGAACUUGAAGGAAAUGCACUCUGGAUCUUUACGUUUUAUGUCCGAGUCCUGGCCCCCGCAGUGGGUUUUACCCUCAAUUCUUGAUAUCAUACAUAGAACGAUGAGAAUUGUUCCUCCCGUAAAAUCAUGAACUCUUCUAUCUCCUCCAGCCCUAAAGCCCCAGCCAUCUGGAGAGCUGUGGCCUGAACCCCCUGCCCUAAGAGAAGGAGAUCGAGGCUCCGGAACCGUAGCUUCUGUGGGAAAGCACGUUCGACCUCCCCACCCGAGCAGAGUGCACUUUUUGUCGUGACGUUGCUGAACCUGUGUAUCUCAGGCUCGUUUCUGCUGGGACCUAGUCCAUCUGUCACGAUGACAGCAGAGGCCCCCGGUUGUCUCUGUUCAGAAUUUCCCAUCUAGAAGUUCCAUGGCAGUCGCAGUGGGUUUUGAUACAGUUUAGGUCCAAGUUAGAAUUCACCUUUUUUUUUAUAUUCCCUUUCCACAGUUUAGUAACAUGGAAAAUAAUCAUUUAUUUUAAGAUGAGAGAAAUAUUGGCCCUGAAAUGCUUGCUUAUUACCAGAGUGUAGAUUUCAGACCUUCUCCUGGACCUUAAAGAUGGAUUCCAAAACACGGUCCUUGUUUUUUAACCAGUCUUGAAUCAUUGCCAAGUCCCGCAAAGGUAACCAGGUUAGUCUGCGCCGCUUUUGCCGUGCAGGCCGGUGGGGGUAGAGCAACGAUGCUUUGCUUGUUGUCCUGUCCUCAAACUCUUAGGACCAGUCUUCAGAGUAUGUUCCAUUUUGCGUGGCCGAGCCUGGCUUGACGCUUCUGACCUCACCGCUUGAACCUCACGUUCACUCAUCAGUUGAAAGGCAGAGAAGAGGGGGGACAGCGUUCCGUCUGGAGGCCGCUGGACCCCCAGUGUGCACACGCCCUCUCAGGACCACCUGCCUGCGGCAGCGGGGCCCGUGUCUGUGAAUCAAUACCCGUGACCACGGGGCUGGGCUGCGCUCCACUCUGGCGCCAGAAUCACCCGGAAUCCCUGCCUUGGCCACCUGCCUGGUCUCAGGCCUCAUUCACACAUGUCUCCCCAUGGGCAGGGGUUGGCUCAGCCCCCAGCACCUGCCUGGGCCGGAAGGAGGGCAGUUGUGAGUGAGCGGAGUGGGUUAUGUGCCAGCAGGGACGCGGUGAAUGUGGUCCGUCCUGGCUUUCUGAGUGGGUGGGAGCCACGUGGCCCCCAGACUCACUUCUCAGAUCCUGAGCCCACCCGUUUCCAUUCCACGCCAGGCUGCAGGGGGCUUUCCUUCGCAUCACCUUGUGUGGUUCUUUGCGUCGGGACCCCCUGGAGAGCUGCUCCCGUGUCUAUAGAGGGAGCACGUCAGUUGGUGGGCACUUGGGGAGAGGUGGCUCUGGGAGCCCAGGUCCACGGCCCUAGGCCGGGAAGCCUUGAGCUUGGGCCUGUUGGUCAGGAUGCACAUCCACCCAGGAGACCCUUCCAUGUUCUCCAGGUCGGCCCAUGGGCGUCGGUCAGGCUGGGCCCCCGCGGAGCAGGGAUCGGGCACCGCCCGCACAAGGGUGGCCUUGGAGCUGUGUGCAGAGUUGGUGUACCCUCGCGUGCGUUUGCUUCUGCAGCCGACAGUGUCAUGAACUCCUGCCUGUUUUUACAGACAGCGCUGUGGUUUGAGAAUCUAGUCACGCGCUUCCGGCCUCUGCCAGAAGGGGGCGACGAGGGCAGAGGUCCCUGCCCCCUCCCUGGUAGGUGACACACAGCAGCUGCCCUUCAAGGGGCUUUUUCUUUGGGGCAUUAGUCUUUCCUGUCCGGUGACUGGAACCAGGCUUUGUAGUCUGCUGCACGGCACGGGGAGGAGGCCCGUCAACGUGUCCCGCUGCCACGUGGCCUGGGGCCCUAGUUCCUAAAACUGAGCUCUCCCGUAGCGCAUGUCUUCCCGCGGACUCCUGCAGCUCAUUCUUGGUUCAGAACGUUUUCUGUUCUUAAUGUGCAAAGACACCGAUUAAGAAAGGAUGUCUUACGAACUCCAUUCCUGCCUUUCGUUAGAGGUUUGCGCUCACGACGCGGUGUGUGCGUUUGGUCAUCUGAUGAGUAAUCUUAGGUCUGACUUAGAGACUGUUUUACAACUUUAUAUGAAUGAAAAGUUCUUCCUAGAAUUUUUUUUUAACUUCUGUUAGAGUAAACAGGUGUGUUUAAAGCUUUCCACUGUCGGAGCUGAGCAGAGCCCUGUACUCAGAGCGGGAGACCCUAUGUCCAUCUCUGACCCUCAGGGAGGGGCCCCAAGCUCCAGGGUUGCAGUGAAGGAAGCUCCCAGCCCCACAUCAGCGUGGGGCAGGUCCCCGGUCUUCUGUAGCAGGAAACCCGUUCUGGGAGGACAUACCUUCGUGAGGCCAUGGGCCACUCACCCUGGCCUGGGGCAUCACUGCCCUGCAAGGGCCAGGACUGGGCAGGCAGGGGAGGGCACGCCGCCCUAGGCCCCUGUGCUUGUGAAGCCCCCAGGCAGGCCUUACUCCUUGUGCGUCCGAGGACGCAGAGCCGGGCACCCUCCCUUGUGCUCUUCUGAGCCGGAGCCGGGUCAGUGGGUUUUGGGCCACUAGUUGCUUUCUCACUGAGGACCCAGGUUCUGGCACAAGGAGAGUGGGUGUAGGGCAUGGUGGGGGGUCAGGACAGAAAGGGGGGGAAUCAGUAAGCCUGGCAGCAACACCCCCAGUGUGCCCCAAAACUCCAGCCUUAGUGCAUUCCUGCAAAAUAUCUGGGACUGUCGUCUUGAUGAUGGGAGGUGUAGAUGUUGAUAGAUGGGGAAACGGAAGUGAAGUCUUAAUUUACCCCAUGCAGCCCCUGAAGGAUAAGAAGUACGUGGGUGGCGUUUUGAAUGUUUUGAGGUUUAGCUGCAUACUUUCUGAUUUAGAAUUUUCGUUGGGAUUUCCCCCAACAGUUGCAAAACUGGACCUCCUGGAGGACUGAGGCACUGACUCAGGCCAGUCGACGCCAACCCAGUCCUUCCCUAACUGAGCUCAGAUUCUGGGGGCUUCUCGGGGGAAGCAAUGCAGCCUUGGGACACAGCUCGAUCCCGGCUGCAAGUUGGCGGGGGGCGGGGGCGUCUCUGUGUUUCUGGCAGUGGUUUCACUAGCCCCGUGCUCUACCAACCCCACCUGUGCGCGUGUGGAUGUGUUUUAAACGUAAAACUCGUUCCAGUGCUGUAGAGGCUGUGUCUGUCUGUACUGGUCUUACUGACUUAUAAUUAUCACAAAUAAAUAUUUUCAUGGUGA
Globicephala melas (long-finned pilot whale) is the source of this 6330-nucleotide messenger RNA. RefSeq names its product pyridoxal kinase (gene PDXK). Gene Ontology annotation, biological process: pyridoxal 5'-phosphate salvage. Gene Ontology annotation, cellular component: cytosol. Gene Ontology annotation, molecular function: pyridoxal kinase activity. The record is from RefSeq and is a predicted model, not a curated record. NCBI's taxonomy places the organism in Eukaryota, Metazoa, Chordata, Mammalia, Artiodactyla, Delphinidae.